UAGAUUUUUGGCUCCAGAGUAUCCGCAACACCCGAACCAUCGGUGUCAUUUCAUGAUGCUCAGAGUCAGGUCAGUGCUACAGAUUGCCCAGCAAGGAGGUUGGUGCACACGUCGAACCGCCCCAGUGGCACUUCGAAGCUUCGCCGCGCUUCCAAAGCCCCAGCGAGAUCCAGAACGACCUCUGAAACCUGCUACACCCUGGCUCUUGUUCCUGCAGGAUUUUCGCGCAGAUGCCACGACGCGGAAUACGUUGAAGGCGAAGGAGGUUAUGACAGCAGCGGCCAAGAAAUGGCGUGAAAUGCCUUCGCCUGACAAAGAAAAAUACGAGGCCCCUGCGAAGGUGGCGAAAGAGAAAUACGACGAAGCCAUGAAGGCAUAUGUGGACUCGGGCAAGAAGGAUGCCUGGAAAAGAGAUCCCGAGCGCCCAAAGAGGCCUUUGACUCCCUGGAUGAAUUUCAUACAGGAGCACAGGCAGAGCGCCUCAGGAUCUGUGACGGAGGUAGUGAAGAGCGGUGCAGCGAAGUGGAAGAACCUGAGCGACAUCGAAAAAAAGGGCUAUGAAGUUGGUUAUGCAGAAGCGAAGGAGAAGUACGCGCAAGCCAUGAAGGCGUACAAGGACUCCGGCAAGGCUGCCGCCUGGGAGGAGAAAGUUGGCAUUGCGAAGGUGAAGGCUAAGAAAACCAGCAAAGAUCUCAAGGCCAAGGAAAAGAAGAUGAAAGCCAAAGAACAGGCCAAAUUGAAGAAAGAAAAAGACAAGGGGAAAGCCGCAAAGGCGAAAGCAGUUGCAAAGGCCAAAAAGGCAAAGGAAGCUGAAAAGGAAAAGUUGAAGGGUGCCCGGCGACGAGCUUCCCUGAGGGCCGGCGAGCUUCAGGUGAGUGGCCGAUAUCAUCACCUCCCAAGAAAGCUCUCUGAUGACUAUGAUCUCUCGGACACCGUUCUGGGCUCCGGCUUUUCUGGCAAUGUCCUUUUGGCCACCAGCAAGCGGCAGCGCAGCGGCCGAUUCGCUGUGAAGAGCAUCAAGCUCUACAGCAAGGAAACUCGCAGGACCUUGGCCGCUGAAGUGGAGGUCUUCCUCUCGGUGGAUCAUCCCCACGUCUGCCGGCUCUUUGAUGUCUAUGAGGACGUGGAUCACUUGGAUCUGGUGAUGGAGUGCCUGGAGGGCGGCGAGCUGCUCCAACGCGUGAACGCCGGGCGCUUCGCGGAGAAGGACGCGGCGGACGCGGCCUAUCAGAUGCUGCUGGCCAUACGCUACCUGCAUAGCUUGGGAGUGGUGCAUCGCGACAUCAAGCUGGAAAACUUCAUGUACGAUGAGAAGGGCAGCAACCAUCUGAAGCUCAUUGACUUCGGCUUUAGCAAAGCCUGGGAUCCGGAGAAAAACAAGAAAUUGAAGAUGAAUUGCGGCACGAUCUGUUACGUUGCGCCAGAGGUGAUCCAACAGAGCUAUACCAACAUGUGUGAUUUGUGGAGUUUGGGCGUGGUGGUGUUCCUGCUUUUGGUGGGCUAUAUGCCAUUCCCCAUACGACCCGAUCUGGAAGACACUGAAACGGAUAUCCUGAAUGGUGACUUCACCUACGACGAAAAGAAAUGGAGCAAAGUAUCUGCCAGUUCCUUCGACUUCGUCUCAAAGUUGCUGCAGCGCGACCCCGAGCAGCGCAUGACGGCGGAGCAGGCCUUGGCCCAUCCCUGGAUCCGCGAUCGGGAGCAGAUGCCCUCAGGGACGGAUUCCAGCGGCCUGGACGCCUCGGUGGUCCAUUCCUUGGCGGCCUACGCGCGGGCCUCGAAGUUCCGCCGGACCUGUCUGCAGGUCAUGGCCUGGUCGUUGUCGAACAGCGAGAUGGCAGAGGUGCGCGAGGCCUUCAUGGAGCUGGACCAAGACAAGAAGGGCACCAUUCAGCUGCACGAACUGCGCACGGUUUUGGAGGAUCGCUUCGACAUCACGGAUGAGGAAACCCGGAAGAUCUUUGCAGCCUUGGAUGCCAGCAACCACGAGGAAGUGAAGUAUAGCGAGUUCCUGGCUGCCAUGAUGUCCUCGCGUAUCGAGAUCCAUGAAGAUCUGGUGCGGACGGCCUUCAAGCGCUUUGACACGGACCCCGAAAAAACGGGCCCGGCAGACCCACCAGGGCAUCCACUGAAAGAUGAAGUCUAUGGUUAUAACAUGUUAUAA
Cladocopium goreaui is the source of this 2164-nucleotide messenger RNA. Lineage: Eukaryota; Dinophyceae; Suessiales; Symbiodiniaceae. The record is from the annotation of a GenBank genome assembly.